UGUUUGUAUUUUUUUAGUAUAUUAAUAUUUUUUUAUGAAUUUUAAGUUGUGUUUUGGAUAAUUAUUAAUUUAUUGAAUAAUAAUUAAUGUGUAAUAUUUUAAUUUUUGUGUAGUUUAAUAUUUUUGUAUAUUAAAAAUUUUAUUAUAAACUUUAUUUUUUUAUUAACCGCCCCGUCCUUGCCCCCAUUAGGGGAUUCCUCGCCCCAUCUCCUAUGGGAAAUAAACGGGGAUGGAAAUUAAAAUUCUUAACGGGAAUGUAGACGGCGGAGCACUCUCCGUCUACGCCAAUUUCCCGUCUCGUGUACAUCGUACAAUUAUAAUAUAAUUAGUGGGUUGAAAAUAAAUACUCCAUCAUAAUUAAAAAACAAAAUUAUUGUCAUUUGAUCAAAAAUCAAAAGCUGUAAACUUGUAAGAGCAAACUGGUGUUCGUAAAUUUUUUUCAAAAAGAAAAAAAAAUGUUGCUCGUAAAGUCCACAAUCAAAAUAUCUAGACAAACAAUGGUAAGUAACACAAAUCAUUCCUUUAAAAAAAAAAUAACACAAAUCAAAAUUAAAAUUCUUACAAAAAAAAAGAAAAAGAAAAAGAAAAAUAGAAACAGAAAUUAGGGUAAAAUGUGAAAACACAACAAAUUAUUGACGAGUCACGACACGACCUCUCUCUCUCUUUAUUCCACCAUCGCAGUCCAAUGUCCUCCCUUUUCUUCUUACUCUUACUUCUCACAACACUUCAACCUUCCUAUUUCUUCAUCGUUGUUCGUGAUCGCAUCCCCAGUACUUGCUUCUCCAUCGUUCUGCUCCUCCAACAAACUAUCACGACAAUGCAAGCAAUAGGAAUACUGAUACAAAGCAACGGACAAUGGGAUGGGAUGAGAACUAGAAUUACAUUGGGUUUGAAGCUCAUGGUGAAUUAAUACCAAUAGAAUUCAAAUAUGAAGAACUUGUGCAAACACUAUUGCUUAAACUGCGUUGUAACCCCGAAACAACAAGCAUAAAGAUACAAUAUCAAGUGAAGGAAAACUACCCACCUAUAAAAAUACUUGAUGAUGCUAGUCUACGUUUUUAUAAGCAUCUGAAAAUAAACGAAACAGAUUUUAUAAAGUAUCCAUUAUGUGUGAACACAGCUGCAACAUCAACCAUACAAUUCUUCAAAUCUAGAGAAUCAACAGUGACACAAGGAGGGCUCAUAAUGGACAAUGGUCCACGAACUACAGAAUCAAUUGUAGAUGAUUCUGAUUCUGAUGCUAUUGAUAGUGAAGGGGAGAAAGAGCACAUACAGAAUGAUACAAUAAAAGAACCUUCAUCUUCCAACAAGAAAUCUGAAGAUGGUGAUGAAGAUGGGCCGAAGAAGAAAAAACAGAAGAAGAAGAAGAAGAAAAAGGAUCCAAGUGCACCAAGAAGAGCAAUGUCAGGCUUCAUGUUCUUCUCACAAAUGGAAAGGGAGAAUGUGAAGAAAACCAACCCCGGAAUUUCCUUCCCUGAAGUGGGAAGAGUUUUAGGAGAUAAAUGGAAAAAGAUGUCUGUGGAGGAGAAGGAGCCCUUUCAAGCCAGCGCUCGCCAAGAUAAAAAACGCUACCAGGAGGAAAUUAGUGGAUACAAGAACGCUCAACCAAUGAAGGUAGACUCGGGCAAUAAAUUAGACACCGAGUAGAAUCCACCACCCUCCCCUACCUUAUGAUCAUUCGGUUUUUUGUUGUGAAUGUGAGCAUUUUACCAACCAACCUCAAGCUCAUUCAUUGCUGAUAUCUUUUCCCAAAGGGAAAACAAAAAACAGAGAUUACAAUGACACUAAAUUGCAUAAAAAGAGAUUGAAAGAUCAAUAAUGUUUUCAAACCUCGUAUGCUUGUCUAUUAUUGCCUAUGCUAUUCUUUCAAUUUAAUUAAAAAGGAAAUACUUGUAACACAUUUUAAUGAAAGGUGUAGUUUUCCUCAAGGUUGUGUUGCUAAAUUUUGGCCUUAUUUUUUGUCUUUUGUCUCCUCCUAAAGAAGCAAAAGCUGUGGCUCUUUUUUACCUUGCAGUGCUCUUUGCACUUUGGUUUAUUCGUUUCUUUCUUUGAGAGUGAUGCAGUGAUUGUUCUCAACUCUGUUCUAUCCCCUCAUAGGAUGUUUCUGAUACCAUUGAGUAUAGACUUCUAUAGAAUGAUAGAGACACAUAACGCUAAUUCAUAUACUCAAAAUUAAUUUUAAUAUUUUUCUCAACGUUGGCUUUUUUUACUUAGCUUUGUAAGUUGUGCUAUAGAGAUUGAUUUUUACCAUAAAAUUUUUGCUUGAUAUAUCUUCUAAUUGGUAAUUUUGAGCUAAUGGUAAUAUUUUUAUUAUCUAUCCUAAUAGGAAAAGAGC
Cannabis sativa is the source of this 2335-nucleotide messenger RNA. RefSeq names its product non-histone chromosomal protein 6. The record is from RefSeq and is a predicted model, not a curated record. NCBI's taxonomy places the organism in Eukaryota, Viridiplantae, Streptophyta, Magnoliopsida, Rosales, Cannabaceae. The transcript has 5 exons. Bases 1186 to 1647 code for a protein of 153 amino acids.